AUACAUGUAUGUAUACACACGGCCAUAAUGGAAUGUGUGCUGUUGAAUCCAAUGCGUUACAUUCUGUGUGUAUAUCGUGGCGCCUUGAAUAACCUACCAGGACCAGUGCACGUAUACGGUAUACUAAUAGGCUACAACGUACAUUUUAUUUGCGGUGUUAUUGAUAUCAACCUACUAGUGUUCUAGUAUAGUAGUAGCAGCCAUUUUUGUACUAAAGUAUUUACGCUGAUCUGUGAAUCAUAAUUCAGUCAUAUUCCAUCUGCAUCGAAUUAAAUAUCAAUAUCGGAUCUUUGUGUUGACUAAGAACCCUAAAGGGAUCUAAUUCCAGGCGAGGGUAAGUCGUUAUUGUUUAGGGGUCCAUCGUUCCAAUAUACGUCAGUGAAUAUAUGCAGAUAUUCAAGGUACCAUUAGGAAUGGGCAGUUGGUCGAAAGUUACCUUACAAGCUGUGAUCGUCAUUUCGUUUAUCUUAACCUUCAUCGAUUUGGUGCUCGCUCAACAUGAAGGUGACCUGCAUCUCAUGCAUGGAACUUCUUCAAGGAACGGUAGACUGGAAGUUUACCUGAACGAUGAAUGGGUGACGAUCUUCGACGGUGGUGGAUUCAGCUUACCAGAAGCCGUGGUGGCGUGCAGACAGAUGGGUUUUAGUUCUGGAUCGGUUGCAGUCUACCACAAUGGGAUGUUUGGGCGUGGUACAUCAAGUGCGAGACUCAAGGAGAUACAUUGUGAAGGAAGAGAGAUGAGCCUCAUGGAAUGCUCAUAUAGUGUGUGUAGUGGAAUGGACUGCAACAAUGAUGAUGAUAUUGGAAUAUCUUGCGGUAACAGUGAAGAUGAAAGGUAUUUUCGCACAACUGGAUUCAGAAGAUGGAGUGGAUUUGUAGUCUUACUGAUUGCCAUACCAUUCUGCGGGCAUGCUUAUAAACGCCGUGGUGCUUAUGGUAAUCAGAGUCGUUCCAUCAUCCCUUUACCGCGUUACCAUCAUGGACGAGUGCCUCUGACGAGUCGUUUGGAAGAUACUACCAUGACACCAUCACCGGGGAGUCCUCCACAGUCCUUCCCAAACUCUCCAGAUGGUCUGCCAGCCGAACCGAUGGCGAGAGUUUAUCCCCAUGGAUAUGUGUCUUAUCCUCACCCCAACACUGUACCGCCUUUAAGACCUACGGCAGCUAUUUACACUACAUCAUCUCUGGACACACCCAAUGGCUUACCACGCCCAUCCCAUUUUAUCACCAAUCAGACCACACCCGAUCCCUCAUCAUACUCGGUACCACCACCAGACUAUUCCGAGGUUGAAACAGGAAUGGAAUCUUCACCAAAUGUCCCAAAUGAGUCCGUUCUUAUUUUAGACCCACCUCCUAAAUAUGAAGACAUCGUAAAAUCAUGAAUUUAAUCGCCUCAAUAAUGUGUUUUUAAAGUCAAUUUUUAUUUUCUGCAUGGAGAUAUUACUUUGAGGGUAAUUGAUUAAAACCAUUAAUUUUCAUGUACCCGACUUCACCCUAACGGUCGAAGUGGGGGGGGGGGGGGGGGGAGG
Messenger RNA from Lytechinus variegatus (green sea urchin), 1529 nucleotides. RefSeq lists its product as uncharacterized. Gene Ontology annotation, cellular component: membrane. Bases 387 to 1382 code for a protein of 331 amino acids. The record is from RefSeq and is a predicted model, not a curated record. Lineage: Eukaryota; Metazoa; Echinodermata; Echinoidea; Temnopleuroida; Toxopneustidae. The transcript has 4 exons.